Molecule: messenger RNA, 375 nt
Organism: Danaus chrysippus (African queen)
Lineage: Eukaryota; Metazoa; Arthropoda; Insecta; Lepidoptera; Nymphalidae
Source: the annotation of a GenBank genome assembly
CUGUCCUCCAAUCCGCUGCAACAUUGCGGCCGCGGCAUCCGUGCGACGUCUGGCUGCACCGUGCCAAACCUGGGCCGCGCGCACUGUUCUCUUCCUUUGAGACGCAGCCGCGGGCCGAGGUGGCGAUGGUGGGGCCAUCACUACACUAGCACUAACACAAACACAAUUUGGUUAAAGUUAGCCGAACACGCGAUCCUAACCGAGCGCCGUGAUUGGUUCGCGGCGGCGUCGGUGGUCUCACGACGGAGAGGGGCUCGACCGUUCCGCACUACAUAUCCGUUGCACAAAUCUGCAGCAGCGGAAAGUGGUGGGUGCUGUGGCUUUGCCAACAGGGAGCUGGAAGUGGAUCCGGGCGUGUCGUCAAUGGCCAGGUGA